Messenger RNA from Papaver somniferum (opium poppy), 579 nucleotides. RefSeq lists its product as uncharacterized. NCBI's taxonomy places the organism in Eukaryota, Viridiplantae, Streptophyta, Magnoliopsida, Ranunculales, Papaveraceae. The record is from RefSeq and is a predicted model, not a curated record. The transcript has a single exon. Bases 1 to 579 code for a protein of 192 amino acids.
AUGCGCCCAAAGAAAGAGUCUUUCCGUUAUCUGGGAUCUAUGAUCCAGAGCAACGAAGACAUUGACGAGGAUAUCCGACACAAAAUUAACUCAGGAUGGGCCAAAUGGAGACUUGCAACGGGAGUCCUCUGUGACCGUAAGGUACCGACUAAACUGAAGGGAAAGUUCUACAAGACGGCAAUUCGUCCAGCACUUCUGUACGGGGCGGAGUGCUGGGCGACAAAAAACCCACACAUCUUAAGGCUACAUGUGACGAAAAUGAAGAUGUUAAGAUGGGCUUGUGGGCUGACAAGACACGAUAAGAUUCGAAAUGAUUUUAUUCAUGGGAAGCUUGGGGUAGCAUCGAUGAAGAUGAUACUCAUGCAACACCGGCUGCGUUGGUUCGGGCAUCUCCAACGGAGACCACCUGAGGUCCCGGUACGAGUAGGAUGCAUCAGACGAGCCGAAGGGAGAAUGAAGAAACGAGGACGGCCGAAAUUAACCUGGGAUGAACUGAUUAAGCGGGACCUGAAAGAUCGAGGCUUGGAGAGAGAGAGUUGGCGCUCGACAGAACAACGUGGAGGACAGCGAUCCACGUGA